AUGACCAUCCUUUUCCCUCGGAUCACUCAAGUAAAACAAAUUCUGCGAAGAUCGUUAUCCAAUGGAAGCAGCACAACCAAAUCUAUGGACAUCCCGAAAGGCUAUUUAGCAAUCUAUGUUGGUGAGCAAGAAAAAAAGCGAUAUGUGGUUCCUGUAUGGUUGUUAAGCGAACCUGCUUUUCAAGAAUUAUUAGAUCAGGCAGAACAAGAAUUUGGGUAUGUUCAUCGUAUGGGUGGCCUCACAAUUCCAUGCAGUGAAUAUACAUUCAGUGAUGUUGCUUCUCAGUUAGGUGCAUUAUGA
Lactuca saligna is the source of this 300-nucleotide messenger RNA. NCBI's taxonomy places the organism in Eukaryota, Viridiplantae, Streptophyta, Magnoliopsida, Asterales, Asteraceae. The record is from the annotation of a GenBank genome assembly.